CCCCCCCCCCCCCGGCAGAUGUCUUCAUGUAUUGCUGCGGGCUGGGAAACUGGCGGAGCACGCAGACCACCUGUGGAGAGCGCCAGGACACGGACGCCACCGAGGAGAGGAACGCCCAGGUUCAGUUGGAGAAAGCUAAGUACAAGCCUGUGGCUUUUGCCGUACGCUGCAACUACUCCUACACGCCGGCGGAUGACGACAACGUGCCAGUGCCGGGCCAGGCAGUCAGCUUCGAGGCCAGAGACUUCCUACACGUCAAAGAGAAAUUUAACAAAGAAUGGUGGCUUGGGCGGCCGGUUAAGGAGGACAGCGCGGUGGGCUUCAUCCCCAGUCCGGUCAACUUGGAAACCAUCCUGAUCCGAAGAGAAGUCCAGGCCAGGAAGGCUGCCAAGGCCUUAGCAAACAAAGCAUCCUCACAAGUCGCUCAAGAUAUGAACUCCAAAAAGUACACGCCUCCUUCUCAAGCCAAUCAGCAGGUGAAAAAGAAGCCGGGGGAGCAGGUCUCCAUGUACGACGUUGUGCCUACCAUGCGUCCUGUGGUUCUCAUGGGACCGUCACUGAAGGGCUUAGAGGUGACGGACAUGAUGCAAAAAGCUCUGUUUGACUUUUUGAAGCAUCGAUUUGAAGGCAGGAUCACCAUCACGCGGGUCACGGCGGACAUCUCCCUGGCAAAGCGCUCCAUACUCAACAACCCUGGAAAAAAAGCCUUAAUUGACCGCUCCAACACCCGCUCCAAUUUAGAUACUGCUGCCCAGAUCCAAGGAGAAGUGGAGCGAAUAUUUGAACUUGCUCGCAGCCUGCAGCUGAUUAUUCUGGAUGCAGACACUGUCAACCAUCCUAUUCAGGUGUCCAAGACCUCCUUGGCUCCCAUCCUUGUUUAUGUCAAAAUAUCUUCACCAAAGGUUUUGACCAGGCUGAUCAAGACCAGAGGCAAGUCUCAGACCAAACACCUCAACGUCCAGAUGGUGGCAGCAGACAAGCUGGCCCAGUGUCCGCCGGAGAUGUUUGACGUCAUCCUGGACGAGAACCAGCUAACGGACGCCUGCGAGCACAUAGCAGAUUAUCUGGAGUCCUACUGGAGAGCCACUCAUCCUCCAGAGAUGGAGCUCCAUGGCAACCCUUUAGUGGCCCAGCUGGCUGAGAACACUCUGCCCAAGUCCAUCGUACCGGACAAGCAGAAGAACAAGUCUAUCGCCCCCAAGAGGAAGGGUUCCCAUGACAACCCCUCCACCCACGAUCCACCCUCAUCCCAGGAGCCGGGGUCCGACGAUGGUCAAAGGGAAGAUGAGGAGGACACGCACCUUCUGAGGACGGAAGCAAAGAGAGCCCAGCAUUCGCGUCAUCAUCAUCACCACCACCAUCAUCAUCAUCACCACCGCAGGACAGAGCAGCAGAUCCAGGCCUCCACCAUAGGACACGCCCACAGGCUUCCUCACAGGGUUCUCCCUGAGGAGGACGAGGAGGAGGUGGGAGGCGCGCCGGAGGACCAUGAUCACUGUAAAGAUCGGGAUCGCCACCACAACCGCCACCACCAUCAUCAUCAUCCCCACAGUGGCAGCGGCCAGCCGCACGGCGAGGACGACUACGAGCAAAAUGAAGGCAGCAGACAUCAGGACCAGAACCCUGCCAACAACUACCAACAUGGCACCUGCAGAGACCGGGGGAGGCUGAAGGUCAAGGAGAGAGACAGAGGCAGAGCCGUGAGGCUAAGGGACUCACAUUUCCAUUAGUUGCUGAUCCACCGUACCAAUCGUACGUAUGUAUGUACGUAUGUAUGUAUGUAUGUAUGAAUUGUUGCGUUUUGGACCAGUUGUUCCUCCCAGGGAAUUCAAGUCACAAGUCGCUCCCAAGCUCUUUACGACACUUAAAGCUGAGUUGAAAAACCACCAGAGACAGAAUAGGUAUUUUGUAAUAUAUUUGCAAAGCUUUGCAGAUAUACAUUCAGACCAGUCCAGCAUAGAACAUUCAAUUGCGCCCCUAAGAUCGUCGGCCCCCCCCCCUGAAACACCCUCUCCCCUCUUAAGUCCCUGGCAGUCCUGUGUCUCUAGCCAAAACAAAUGAUCCAUUAUCUCUCUCUCUCUGUAACAUUCCUCAUUCAAGGUUAAGCACACCGUUUUGCAGACAACCAAAAGACCACAAUUGGAAGAAAAACACUAGCUGUUUUGUAAUAUGAUUAUGAAAUCAAAAGAAGUAACACUUAAAUUCGGAUAUAUGUAAAUAUCUGCCUCCGACAGUCGUGGUCAAUAGUGGACUUAUACUUGUAAAGAACAUAAUGUCAUUGUCAUGAUCCGUGGCCCGAAAUCAUGUGUUGCUAUAUUCUGUUAGUUUGGACUCCCUUGGUUCCUGUUUUUUGUGCACCCUUGUUUGUUUUUAGUUACCAUGGUUGCUUAUUGUUUCCACCUGUCUCUGAUUGGUGCUCAAGACGCUCACCUGUUUCCCCGAGCACUAAUCAGAGGGACUAUUUAAUCCCGCCUUUGCCGGUCAGUCGGCCUGGCUUCAUUGUUUGCUUCAAGCUUCUGUUACGAGAGUAUUGCCUGUCUCAAAACCGAAACCGGUUCUCCCGGUUGUUCGAUAAGAAAAGAACCGAUUGCAUGGACUCGAAUCCCUUUUUGAGAACCGGGUCCCGUUAUCGAGGCCUCUAUAGUAAAGAAAAAUAGUGUUUUUUUUUAUUCGAAUCCCUGGGAACGAAUCCCUUUAUUUUUUACUAGGAAAUGCCCUGUGGCACGUCUCGGGAAAUGACGUAGCUCAGUCAUUAGGCGGCAGAUACAGAAAGCAGCAACAACAAUGGACCGGAAAAAAGGUAACCUGCAGCACCAAUUCCAGUGAUAGUGCUGGUGAGUAACUAACGUUAACUGUUGCCGGUUAAUUUCCAUAUCUGCUCACUCGUCGCCUUUAGGCUAAAAAAACGUUACCUCGUAUGUCAAUCCAGGAUUGCAGUAAUGUUAGCUAGACUAACGUUACCUAAGCAUAGUCAGUGGCUAACGGUAACAUUAACGUUAGCCUUUUUGCAUGUGUCUGAUAACGUUAACGUUAUCUUGUAGCCUACACCAGUGGUCCCCAACCACCGGUACCGGUCCGUGGAUCGAUUGGUACCGGGCCGCACAAGAAA
Nerophis lumbriciformis (worm pipefish) is the source of this 3109-nucleotide messenger RNA. RefSeq names its product calcium channel, voltage-dependent, beta 2b (gene cacnb2b). The record is from RefSeq and is a predicted model, not a curated record. Gene Ontology annotation, cellular component: voltage-gated calcium channel complex. Gene Ontology annotation, biological process: calcium ion transmembrane transport. Gene Ontology annotation, molecular function: protein binding; voltage-gated calcium channel activity. Lineage: Eukaryota; Metazoa; Chordata; Actinopteri; Syngnathiformes; Syngnathidae.